GCGCGUGCGCAGGCGGCGGGCGGCGCGGGGCGGCUCCGGGAGACUCCGGGAACUCCGGGAGGCAGAGCGGCUGGUGCGGUGCGGUGGGCUCCAGCGGCGGCUCUGCGGGACCGGGGCCACGCUCCACCUGCGCCGCACCUCCUGGCGCCCGGCUCGCGGCGCUCACGGUUUGCUCUGAGGCCACAUUAAUGAGACACAUGGAGUCACCUUUGACAACAUCACCUGGGAGAGACUGAUGUCUUUGUCCUUAAAAAGCCACGUGGACCACAAAUAGCGGAGGAGCCGAGUGCCAAUGCUGCGCCUUUUAGUAUCAUCGAUAUGUUUGUUAAAGCGUCAAGACAGAGGAUUUGUGCAUGAAGAAAACAAUUUGUUCAUUAGUGUUAUUUUUAGCAGCUUUUAAAAACGCUCAUCUUACUGUGUACACCGCUCCUACAGCAUCUAAGACGUAAAAGUCUCCACCUUGUCCAAGCAGCUUUCCUUUUGUUCCCGGGAACUUCAUCAGCUGACCUGGUUCCUGCGCAUCCAGGUCUUCAGAGGUUCUGCACCAGGGAGACAUGGACUUGGGGGCUCAGGCUGCACUGCGGGGCUGCAGUGGGCUUCAGCGGACGGUUCGAGACGUCGCUCAUCGCCCUCAGAGCCCUCGCCUGCGUGUGUGGGUCCUGGCGUCGGUGCAGACCGUGGCCUGAGCAUGGCCUGGGUGAAGUUCCUGCGGAAGCCUGGGGGCAGCCUUGGGAGAGCCUACCAGCCGGGCAGCACACUGUCACUGGCACCCACCAAGGGCCUGCUGAACGAGCCUGGGCAGAACAGCUGCUUCCUCAACAGCGCUGUCCAGGUCUUGUGGCAGUUGGACAUAUUCCGACGAAGCUUACGGGUUCUGACCGGACAUGUUUGUCAGGGAGAAGCCUGCAUAUUUUGUGCACUGAAGACGAUGUUCGCGCAGUUUCAGCACAGCCGGGAGAAAGCCCUGCCCUCCGACAACGUCAGGCAUGCGCUUGCAGAGAGCUUCCGCGAUGCCCAGCGCUUCCAGCUGGGCCUCAUGGACGAUGCCGCCGAGUGCUUCGAGAACAUCCUGGAGCGGAUCCACUUCCACCUGGUGCCGAGCAGAGACGCAGACAUGUGCACCUCCAGGUCCUGCAUAGCCCACCAGAAGUUCGCCAUGACCCUGUAUGAGCAGUGCGUGUGCCGCAGCUGCGGAGCCUCUUCAGAUCCUCUGCCUUUCACGGAGUUCGUGCGGUACAUCUCCACCACAGCCCUCUGCAAUGAAGUUGAGAGAAUGCUGGAGAGGCACGAACGCUUCAGGCCUGAAAUGUUUGCGGAACUGCUGCAAGCAGCCAACACAGCCGGCGACUACAGGAAGUGCCCCAGCAAUUGUGGCCAAAAAAUAAAAAUCCGCCGUGUUUUAAUGAACUGCCCAGAGAUUGUCACGAUCGGUUUGGUCUGGGACUCAGAGCAUUCAGACCUGACUGAGGACGUCGUCCGGAACCUAGCAACACACCUCUAUCUUCCUGGGCUGUUCUACAGGGUCACUGACGAGAGUGCCCGGAGCAGUGAGCUGCACCUGGUGGGCCUGAUCUGCUACGCCAGCCGGCACUACUGUGCCUUCGCCUUCCACACCAAGAGCUCCAAGUGGGUGUUCUUUGAUGAUGCGAAUGUGAAAGAGGUUGGAGCUAGGUGGAAAGACGUGGUCUCCAAAUGCACCCGGGGUCACUUCCAGCCGCUGCUCUUGUUUUACGCCAACCCAGAAGGCACGGCAGUUUCCACUGAAGAUGCUCUCAGGCAGGUGGUCACCUGGUCACAUUGCAAAUCUGUUGCAGAAAAUAUGGGAUGUGAAAAGUCUACAAUUCGUAAGUCAGCUAGUUGCAAAGAAAAUGAGUGUACCGAUCACGGUCACGGAGAACUGAGAGGAGGUCAGAACCCUCAGAGUGAGGUGUCGUCAUUUAAUCGGAGCCCCGUUCAAGCAAGCGGAGGGAGAGGAGCAGUUAAGCUAAGCCAUGGUGAUCAAAGGGAAAAGGUAAAAGACCUCUCCAGAGAAUGUGCUCUGAGAGCCGUCCAGCAGAGGAGCUUGCUUUCUGCCCAGUGGAAAGCUCUCGAGCAGGCACAGAGGAAGGACACGGCCCGGCACCGAGGUAUGUCUGACGAGGAGCUCUCACAUGUCAAGCCUGGGUCACCACCUGCCUCCAGUGACUUCAGGCGACAGGGCAGCGCUCAGCUCUGCCACAGUCAAGGGAAGGAGCCCUGUAGACAGGAGCGAGCGGCCUCUCAGAGUCGAGCUGCUGGGCAGACAGCGAGUCCCAGCAAGUCCCAGGCGCCUGUUCCAGGAGAGAGAACAGCCAGCAAGGUCAGCGGUGCUGGGUGUGGCCCAGACAGCAGCCAGAGCUCUCGGGACAGACAUGGUGGCCGGAGCCGGGGCCGAGGGUGGAGGCCCCUGAGGGAGGCCCUGAAUGUGGACAGCGUUUUCAGUGACAGUGGGAAGAGGCAGCACAGCCCACGGCGCAAGGCGGACAUCAGCCAUGGACCCCAGGGGGGCCAGGAGCAGACCUGUGGCAGUUGGUCCAAGCAGAGCACAGAGCAGAAAGGGCUGGUGACCAUCUUCGAGGACGAAGGGAAGCUGGAGACGGGAAGCAGAAGCUCCCUGGACUCUGGCGGGAAGGGAGCAGAGAGCAGGGCAGGCCCUGUGGAGCGCGGGGUUCCUGGUGACGGCUGGCAGGUGCAGAGGACCGAGUCUGGGUAUGAAAGCAGCGACCACGUCAGCAACGGGUCUGCCAGCCUGGACGCGGCAGCUGCCGACGGGGGUGGCCCAGCCGUGGCCAGCGGUGCUGCUGCUGAAGCAGGGACUUGCAGUGACCAGAUCACGAGGAGCAGCCCACAGGCAGGGCAUGCGGACUGUACCUCCCAUCAGAGCAAACGGCACGCAGAAGAUUUUAGAAGAGAACGUAAGGACUUGGAAGCAGGCUGUAAAUCCCGUGAGCUCCACCCAGGACCACAUCUGCAAGUAAAAAGUCAUUUGGUGAAAAGGCCACAUGCCCGUGAAACCAGUGGAAACUGCCUUCCUUCACCUGGCCCCCAAAUACUCAAGGACCACACUGAGCACACCCACCAGUCAGGUCAUCGGGAAUCUGAAAAACCGAAUGGAGGCCGCUUGUCUGAGUGGCUUAGUAGAGAACAUUCUGAGAGGGCAGCUUUGCCCUUUCACCUCGGUGACAGUUCGCCUGGAAAGAGAGUGAACAGUAGUGAAGUGGCCUCCCUGUCUUCAUCCUGUUCUGCACGUUCCAGGGCUGUCGGCCCAAAGCCGGACGCUGUUCCGCAGCAGACCAGGAUAGAGCCAUGCUACUAUGAGAACUCUCCUUCCACGGGACAUGUGGCUCAGCCAGCCUGCCGAUGUGAUGGUUGCCAGGGGCCAGAACUUCUUUGUCAGCUUCUGCCACCCGCAUUGCCGCCAAAGAAACAUGCUGUUACUAGUGUGCCACAGUCGGAGAGGAGUGAGUCUGUGCCUGACGUCAGACUUUCAGGGGUGAUCAGUGGUCCCCCGAGGCCAAGCGCAGUGUCGGAGCCAGGUUCAGAACUCAGUACACAUGCGGACCACCUGAGAUGCAGAGAGACCCUUCAAGUGAAGAUGCGCACGGGCAGCAGAGCCCCCUGCCUGUUCAACACUGCAGCUUGUGGGUUUCGGGCAAACUCAACUACAGUUGCUGAUGCACUCUGCCAGCCAGAACUGGACUCUAGUUCUCCGUGCCCAAGUGAGACCGUCUCAUUAACUACCUAUUUUUCAGUUGACAGCUGCAUGACUGAUACGUACAGACUGAAAUACCAUCAGAGGCCCAAGCUCUGCUUUCCAGAGAAGACUGGCUCUUGUCACAGCCGUUCACCAACUCAGAGUGAUAGAAGCGUAGGACCUGUCACAUGAUGGCCUUGGCCCACCCUGUCCUUCCACAAGUCCAGCAUGCAGUGUAGCAGGUACAUGAUGGAGUCCACCAGCUUAUUCUUAGAGGCCAUGAAGAUAUUCCUAGUGACCAAGAAAAUCAAAUCUGUGGCAUUUUAAAAAUCAUAUAUAUACAUACACACACACAAAUGAAUAUAAUGUUAAAAUGUUUUGCUCUAUAAUGAUCAAUUAUUGGGUAUUUUGGAAAUUCACUUUGAAUAUCGUGGCAUGCCUUGAAAAAUAGCAAGUCAGGGAAUAUAUAAUACUAUUUGCCAUAUAUAACAGUUGAAUAAAAAUUAGAUUUGUCCCCGUCUAACAUGGCUAGUAGACCCAUAGUAUCAAACUGACCAGUUCCACGGGAACUGCCCGUCUGCAUGCCAGCAGCACAUGAGUUGUCAGGUCAAAGCAGAGUCUGCCUUUAAGAGCACUUUUUGAUGGUAGCCUAAAGGUUUCAUCAGUUUGUUCCCGAUUUCUUCCACGCCUGGGCCCUUCAAGUGUCUUAAAAAAAAAAAAAAAAUGACCUUGAGUUUUGUAGAAUCUUGGGGAAAAUUGCCUUAAUGAUUAACACUUUUUAAAAUUUCAAGGUCAGGACUAAUUUUUCUCCUAGAACAUAUAUCUUCAGAGUAUCUGGCUAACGUAAAUAGGCCUUUAACCAUUAUAUGUGUUCGUAAAUAUUAGCCACGAGCUGAGAAGUCAAAAGUGUGAACUUAAGUAUAUUUAUUUAUCUUGUUACUUUUUUUUUUUUUUCUUUCUGAUUUUACGUGAAAUGUGAAAGACUUUUAUUUUGGUUACAUUUGCUUUGGGCUGCUAAUAACCAAUGUUAGGAAUUAACCUUGAGUCCUCUUAAUUGGGACUGUCAAACUGCCCAGGUUCUCUCUGCUCCAGUCUUACACUCCUAGGUUGUCAACUCAUUUUACUACGCAGGCUUCCAGGUUAACGUUGUCUUCCAUAUAGAGGGUUUAAUUUUAAUGAAAUGGGUAUCUAAUUUGGGCACCCUUCCAAAAAUUUUUUCUUUCUCAGAUCAUUUUACCCCGGCUACCUUCAUGGAAAGGGCUUUCUUUAAAACUCAUAGGGAUUUUCAUAUGGUGAACUUAGGAGCGAGAACAACUCCCUUAUCUCCUUAGUUGUCAGUUUAUUUUAUACUAAGCUGAUAACCUGAUUGGGAUUGAGAAUAGUUUUAUAGUGUCUAUUCCAGAGAAUUGAGAAUUUAUGAUUCAGUAAACUAAGAAGUUUAAUAUCUUGGCCAAUUCCAUAAAUUGUGUUAAAUUUUUCCAAAAUGUUAAGUGGUUAAAAUGAAUACUUUUAGAUAAUUGAUUAUAAAAGCUAACCCUAGCCCUUUGACUUUGGCCACCAAGACUGUCUUCUGCCUAUAGAGAACUUCUCACCAUCCUUUUUUACCUUUUUAUAUGCUCUCAAUUUAGAAAUAGUUGAAUAUCAACUCAAAUUUUUAUCAUCUUUUAAGAAAACUUUUAAGUUUUUAUAAUGGAAGGUUUGUAAGUAAUGUAAGGUUUAUAGAACUGUAUCUGAAAUGUCAGUGUUUUUCAUUGCUGCUCUGAUAAUGUAAAGUACUAAAGAUGGGGGCUUCAAGUAUUUUUUAAUAGCUUUCAAAAACUGUGUGGGCUCGUAUUAACUUCUAUUUGGUCAAGAUGUUCAGUUUGAAAUAUAUUAACUGAAACAUUUACACUAAUUUCUGAUUUUAUAAGUUAAAUGUACCUUUUCAACAUCCGGUUUAGUUGCAAACAUUAAAUAGCAGUAUCCAAUUUUGCCUUUUAACCUACUAUUCAUUUUUUAAGAAACUUCCCCAUUUGGUACUAAACAAAUCAGAAACCAUUUGGUUUUGUUGAUUCAGCACUCCAAGUAGAUUCAAAACAUACAUACUAUCUAAUCAUUCCCCUGUAAAGUCUCUACUUCUGAGGUGCCUGUUAAUAUUUUUAUAUUUUCAUGUUAUAACUUUUUAUAAUACAGGCAAGCAUUAUUGAAAUGUUUAAAAUACUUGUCUUCAGAAUUAUAUUUUCAUGUAAAAUCAUUUUCUUUUGGUUCAAAAGUUUUUAAGAUAAAGUGUUUUAAGUUAACAUGGUUGAAUUUUGCAUUGGUGAAUUGUCUCUCCCCACUCCCCUUCCCGUGCGUCCUGUUUAAGGGAAAUGGAAGUCAAUUUAAAGCUCAAGGGUGCUUGGAAUCACUGCUCAUGUCACCCCAGGUGUUCCUGAUUAAACCUGUCCAGUCUAGAGUGCAGUGCCAGAGCGACAGCAGACUUCCUAGAGCCAGGCAGUGAAGGACAGAGGCUCUGGGUAGCAGCUGGUCUCACUGUGCAGCCCGGGGCUCUUGCAGUGACAGGGAGCACAGAUGGCAUGCACAGGGAAGGGCUUGCUGCUCCAAUCAGCCCCAACCCUGGAAUUGGACUGCUGGUUUUGCUGUGGAAGCCUUUGAUUCCUCUCAUUUUGAAAGGUAAAAGCCAUUCUUAGCUUAGAGGCUAAAAAAACAUAAAAACAGGUAGUGAGCCCGAUUUGGCCCACUGGCCCUGGUUUACCUCGUCUUUGAGCACCACCUACAUUACAUACCCUCACUGACCAUAGACAUCUGGGGUUUCCAAAUGCAAUUCCAUACCUUCUAGGGUCAUUUGGUACUUUUUUUUUUUUAUUGUUGAUGGACCUUAGUUUUUUUUUUUUUUUAAAUUCAUAUAUGGUGCUAAAAAUGGAACCCAGUGUCGAACCCAGGGCCUCACACAUGCCAGGUAAGUGCACUACCACUGAGCCCUAGCCCCAGCCCUUGGUGCUCUCUAUAUGCUGAAAUUUUCAGGUGCAGACACCCUUUUUUUUGGUAGAUGGACACAACACAAUGCCUUUAUUUUUACGUGGUGCUGAGAAUCAAACCCAGGUCCUGCCAGUGCUAGGAGAGCGCUCUACCACUGAGCCACAAUCCCAGCUCAGGUAAAGAGACCCUUAAAACUGUCCUUACAACUGCUAAGCCAAUUCAUUUCAAGUAGUACUUUAAACCUCAUUUUACUUCCAUGAAAUCAAAAGUGAGUUUGCAAAUGAACUGAUGUCUUUUUGUUGUAGCAAGUUUCCAACUUUUUAUGGCAUUCCAUUUAUACAGUUCAGAAGCCUCCAAAGUAUGGGCACUAUGAGCAGUUUGGUGGUGGGUAUGGUUUCUUACUCAUCUGAGUAGGAUCCAGGCCCUCAUGCUGCCACCAUUUAGUCAUGUAAUACAUCAGCACAUUAGUGAAGUUUUUCCAGAGAAAAGAACAGCAUAUAUAGAAACUUAGUAUGAGGGAUUGGCUCAUGUGAUUAUUGAGGCUCAGAAGUCCCAUGGCCUUGCCCACGGCAAACCAGAGGCCCAGGAAAAGCACUGGUGUCCAAGUCUGCCCAGGUACCAGGAGUACUGAUGUUGUGGUUCACCCCUCCUCUGCCUUUCUAGUGCUCCAGCCCUCAUGGGAUUGGAUGAUGCUCUGUACACUGGGAGAAAAUCUUUCUUUGCUCUGUUGGUUCAAAUGCUGAUCUCCUUCAGAAACAUCUCUUUGGACAUACCCAGGAACAGUGUCUUACCAGCUUUCUCGGAUCCUUAGCUCAAACUGACACACAAAAGAUUAGCCAUCACAUUGUAAGAUUUUUCCAUCUUGGCUAUGCUAGAAAUUUUCAGAACAUGUGAAAGUAGGCUGAUUUUAGGCUCAGAAAGGUGGUAGGGAUGAUGAUUACAAGUCUGUGGGUGCUCUAACAGUAAGCUACAUAAGAACUAUUAAACUUUUUAUAACCUUACCACCAGAUAAUUUGCUGAGAAAAAACCAAUUCAGCUAUGUAAGUAAAUGUUUAUUAGAUAAAAUUGUUAGCAGCAGAAAAGCAGGUCAUAAUCAUUUAUUACACUCAGUACAAUCUCCUUUUUUGUUCCUCCUGAUGCUUCAACCACACCUUCCACAGAAUGCUCUCUGUGCAGAGCAACAAUACCCUGAAGGCAUAACUAAGAGUCACCAGGCCAACUGAUCAUCCAAGGGCAACUCCAGGCCUGACCCUGACCCUGAGCACCCUUCUGAAAGGCAGAGGAUGCAGAAUUCCCUGGAUCUUACGCCUUGAUCACAGGGAGGGGACUACUUCACACAGUUCACAUCUGCCAAAUCCUGUGAUCUGUGAUCUUUCUGAUGAAAUGCCCGCUGAGCACCCCAGAUCAGUAAAAUAAUUGGAUUUAAAUAACAAUUAGAUUUGAGUUUAAUACCAAUUAGAUUUUUAAAAAGAACAGCAAAGACAGAACAAUCUCUACAAAGGAAAGAAUUUCUGCCUGGCCUAGAGCUAUGUUUAAAAUGCUGCGGCCAAAGAGGAGGGCUCUGUAGGAUGAGUAAAUAUCACACUGUCAGCGGAGGUAUUCAAGUAAGUUACAAGCAUUAUGAAAGCAAAUGUUUUGGACACAAGCAUACCUUAUACAAUAAUUAAAAAAAAAAAAAAAAAAACAAAA
Molecule: messenger RNA, 8359 nt
Organism: Marmota monax (woodchuck)
Lineage: Eukaryota; Metazoa; Chordata; Mammalia; Rodentia; Sciuridae
Gene: Usp53
Product: ubiquitin specific peptidase 53
Exons: 16
Coding region: 689-3904 (1071 amino acids)
Biological process (GO): sensory perception of sound; protein deubiquitination; response to auditory stimulus
Cellular component (GO): cell-cell junction
Molecular function (GO): cysteine-type deubiquitinase activity
Source: RefSeq, a predicted model, not a curated record